Molecule: messenger RNA, 333 nt
Organism: Vigna unguiculata (cowpea)
Lineage: Eukaryota; Viridiplantae; Streptophyta; Magnoliopsida; Fabales; Fabaceae
Source: RefSeq, a predicted model, not a curated record
AUGGGCCCGACGACCCAUGACGGGCCCGACGACCUACACAGGCCUUACGACCCAAAUGGGCACGACGACAUGAACGGGCUAGACGACCCGGACGGGCCCGACGAUCCGGACAUACCUGACGACUCAGACGACGCAGACGGGCCCGACGACUCGAACGAGCCUAACGACCUACAUAGGCCUUACGAACCAGAUGGGCACGACGACAUGAACGGGCCAGACGACCUAGAUGGGCCCGAUGAUCCGGACGGACCUAACGACUUGGAUGACCCAGACGGGCCGACGACCCAAACGGGCGCGAUGAGCCGAACGAGCUGGACGGGCUGGAUGGCAUGA